Molecule: messenger RNA, 17629 nt
Organism: Cinara cedri
Lineage: Eukaryota; Metazoa; Arthropoda; Insecta; Hemiptera; Aphididae
Source: the annotation of a GenBank genome assembly
AUGUCGAAACGUAAAUGUUUAUCUAUCGCCGAUAAAUUUGAAAUUUUAAACAAAGUCGAUAAAGGUGUUAAAAAAAAAGAUACUGCCGCAAAAUAUAGUAUUCCAACAGGUUCUCUAUCAACUAUUUUGAAAAACUGUGAAAACAAAACACGCCCUAUGCUCAUCAUACCUAAGUAUACUUAAAAGUUGAACGUAAUGCAAUAUUUUUCUUAUAGUCUUUAAAAUUUAAAUUUAGACGAAAACCGUUAAAAUUUCCGCUUGUAGUACCUAAACAAAAUUAUUGUUUAUGUAGAUACAACUUUUAACUCCAUAAAAAUGAUUAAAGAUUUAAGACAAAAAAGACGUCCUAGGAUAAUGGGGUUGGGUGUAGCCACUGUUAUAAGUAAUUUAAUGUAUACCUGUAAGCAACGAUAAACCAUUGCAAAUGAAAAAAACGAUUCUGAGCGGAGUUCAGUUGAUAAUGAUGCUUUCUCAAUAAUAUUGUGUCAUAUUAUGGUAAAAUAAUUUAAAAGGUAUUAUAAUAUAUAUAUAUUUACCUUAAUAAUAUUUGUUUAAUAUACCGAUUUUCCUGUUUUUCCUACGUUUUUCCCGGUUUUCCUAUGGCUUUUUUUAUUUGAUGAGAAACAUUCUGAGAAAAUCGAAAAAUGAUCUCCAUAAAGUACCUUCCAACACUGAUAUCCUUUCAGAAAAGGUGCUACACUUAAAAAUCAAAGCAAGAUCUGUGGUAGAAAAGUUGUCCUCAGAAUAAAAAAUAAACUUCUUUGUAAGCUUCUUCGCUCCGUUCAAAAUCUGAAACACGAAUAAUUGUAAUCAUUCAACUUAUAGUUAGAUGAAAUAUAAUUUUUACUUCAUUAAAUGUAUCAAAGUAUGUAUAUGCAUGCAUAAGCAUGUAUACACCCUAUACAUCCUACAUAGCUAACUUUUUAAUUUUUAGUAUCAUACAAAUAUAUUUGAACGAAGAGUAAAUAGUUUACUCAGAUGUUUAUUAUUUUAUGACGCUUGAAAAAAAGAAUAAAACACAUUAUGUUUAUUCAUGCACUUCAUAGCAACUAAAGUUACUGCAAACGACACUCUCUUAAUCACAAAAUGAUUUCUAUAUUUUGCUUCAAUGGCAAAAUAUUAUGUAUUUUUAUAGUUUUCGUGAAUAUUAUUGAUUUGGCCAGUUCAGCAUUUAGUAAGUAACGUUAAACUUAACGAAUAAAAUAUAAUAGUAUGAUUUAAUAAUAUUUAAAAUGUCUAAUAUAAGUACCUAAUAAUAGUAUUUAGAAUGAGGGGAUGGAGGGGAGCGGAGUCUCUUUUCUACUUUAGGUAAAAUUAUCAGUUCCUUUAAGUUUAAAUCUUCAAAAUCCCACCGAGAUUUAAACAGAAUAUUACAUAAUAGUGUAAGACACACUAGUGUUGUGUGAUCGAACAGUAUGUCCUAGUGCCAAGGAGUGAAACGCCAUAUUGAUUGCAUGAAAUUCACGCCGUCUAUUUUAUCAAAAAUAGACGGCGUGAAUUUCUUUAAGUAUACUGUUUAGAAUGAGGUUGCAGUGUAUAGAUAAACUGAUAUAUCCAGGACCCCUUGGACGUUUAGUCAACUGUAGGGUACUUGGAAUGGUAUGCUCAUGUUCAAACUAGAACAUUUUGGUAGCGACGCGUUGCGAUACAAUGAGUUGACAAUGUAUAGGUUCGAAUAAUUAUAUAAUUAAUUGCCUAACUUUAUUAAAUUAUGAAAUAUUCACAAACUAUUAUAUUAUAAAUUAUAACAUUACAACUACGACUAUUAGGAGCAUAUUACGUGCGCGAGUGUGUGAACUAUAAUAUUACAGCUACAAAAUAUAAUAUAAUAUGUUAUCAUUCCAUCUUCCUCUUUGCAAUAUUAUAAGAUGAAUUCAAUAUCAAAUAAAUUAAACGAAGCCUAUUUUUAUUAUGUAUAUAUAUUUAACAACACAAUGUAAUACAUAACUAAUCGUGCUAAGAUUUUUUUCUAUCCAUAUAACAUAGGUAAGUACUGUGAUUGACUAAUAUUACGCACCAAGAUAUAAAUCGACUGGUCACGGUAUGGUGUGCAGGUGACGGGGGACGGGGUAUAAAAGUUUCCUCUCCUAUUAACAACACUGUAAAGUUAUGGGUUUCAACGCUGCUGGUGGUUUAUUUGGAAUCAUAUUUAUAAUUAGAUUAUUUACCACCAGGGUUUCUUUUUUUUAUUAUUGAUAGCAGAGAAAAAGUGUAGAUUUUGGUAAUCAAUUAGGUCUUUGGUUAACUGGAGUCUGGUGUCAGGUAUUUUUUAGAUUCUGCGUGGAGCGAAAAAGCAUAUGGUUUUACAAAGAUGUUUGUUUAUUUUUAAUUUUUGUUUUGUGAUUUUUCAUCAUACUAGUACAACUAAAAUGUUUAACAAUAAUAAUAUCAAACAAUUAUAUCUGUCAGUUCUACUCAUUACCACCCAAGAGCGCCAAACGUUAAUUUAUUAUGCAGUAGUGUAAAAAAAAUUCCUACGAUUUCUUUAUUUAAGCCACCAAAAGCUAAUUAUUACUUAACUAAUGAUAAUGCUAAAUACUGAUUUAGUCAACAGAUAGCGUUGUAGAUCGUUGGUCUACAUCAGUGUUUCCCAAAUUGGGCGAUAUCGCCCCCUUGGGGGCGCUAGAGCUAUCCAGGGGGGCAAUGGAAGUUACAAGCUUAAUUGGAGGGCAUUUCAUUACAAAAGGGGGCGGUGACAGUUUCAUCUGUCGUUAUCGCAAUAACAGAAACACUGUACGUGAUCCAGAUUAUCUGAAUUGUGUAUUUUGUAUUUUUAGAUUAAUCGUUCGUCGUCUAUCGACAAUCGUCGAUAAUCUGUCGUUUUAGCGAUAACAGAAACAACGUACGUGAUCUAAAUUAUCUAAAUUAUUUUUGUAUUUAUUACACUCGCGAAUGCCGACCUUAUUCGUUGUCGUUUUUACGUAGACUCUACAUUGUGAUCUCCCGCACUUGUCUCUUGUGCACUAAUUUGUAGGCACUGAUCACAUUAGUCCAUGAUUAUUAGUCCAAUAUAUCUUAACCCGUGACUAAAAUUUAUCUCUAGUUACAAUCUAACCUAACCAUAUUACAAUGGUACUAGAAAUUGUUCUCUAACUAAACAAUAUUUUUCAGUUCUUUUGGAUUUAAACAAAUUUUUAAUGAUGGAUCUAACUCUUGUUCUACUAUCUACUGUCUACCAAAUUAUUUACUCAUUCACUUGGUUCUACCAUUGAAGUUAUUAUUUCUUUUCUUACCAGUUUUCUAAUUUUAAUUUCAACCUUUCUUUAAUUUGUAUUGGUAUUAUUCUUGAUGUACUAGCUUUUGGUUCUAUUCCUUCUUUUAAUUUAAGAUUAAAUAAUAUAUUCGGAAAAUAACUUACAAUUUAAAACACAUCACUAUUUUAUUUUGUAUAGAAUUAUUUCAGUCUAACUCAUUAUUAUAUAUUAUUGUUAUCACAUUCACAUUUUACAAUAACUUAAAUUCUGUAAGUGUUGGCAGUCCUUUUAUUGACCGACUAUUAUAACAAACUUUGUUUCAAUACUUUUAUCAUCUAAUUUUAAUGAAGUUUUUAUUUUUCCUAUGGGUUUUAUUUUAAACAUCGUGAAAUUGCUAUCAUUACUUCUAUUUUUUUAAUUAAAUUCUGUAAAUCUAGAUAUUUAAAGUCUUCUACUGAUAAAUAGAUAACGUAUUUAUUACAGCAUUACCAUCUGAUUUGAAAUUAAUUUUUUAAAUAUUAAUUUCAAACUUUUUAUUCCAUAUAUUUCCAUGAUAUUUUCCAUGAUUUGUUUUAACUAUGUUUCUUAGGUCUCCUUUUUAUUUUACAUAUAAUUUUAUGCAUGGAUUUGUUUGAUUUAAUGACUCCGACAAGUGUUCGUCUAUUGCUUUCUGCACGUAUGUUAAACGGCAGGGGUGGUUUCGAUCACCAUUAAUAAUAUUACUGUUGUCGGGCAUUAAAAUCUUGAAGAAACCGGACUGAAACAUACUUACGUAGGCAUCUAUUGACAAUAAUAUGAAUUACAAUGGACUACAUCAAUUAUAGAUAAGAACAUGAUGUAAAAAAUAACUUCUAACUAAUAAUAAAUGGUUAAAAAAUAAACUUUUUUUUUUGAGUUAACAAAAAGUAAAGUACUUAUUUUGUAACGCCAUACGCUUAUAAAAAAGUAGGGCUAAUCUUAGGGAAAAUUUCAAUCACUAGAUGUUAGAAUUUAAAAUCGACUUAACUUUUAACUCGUUCAUGGCUAUCCUUGUUUGUUUGUACUAAUAUUUCUUAUCUUCGGUAAACAGGUAAAAAGGCAAUCAAUUAAGUAGUAAACUAUAUUAAUAUGUAUAAUAAUACUAUAAACAUAAUAUUUAUAUAAAUUUCAUAUUUUUGUAGUAAAUUAUACGAGUAAGAAUUCUGGAAUAGGUAAGUAAAUUUAUUUUAUCAAUAUUUUCUAUACAUAUAAUGCAAAAGUAACAAAUAAAAAAUAAUUUUUAAAAUGCUUGUCUUUAAAGCUUGAAUGUAAAAAAAAUGCAUUUAUGAUUUAUGCAUUUUGCAUAAAGAAAUGUAUUGUUAAUUAAAUUAGUAUUUAUUAUUUAGAAUUGAAUAAUAAAUGGAAUUACAAUGAUUAUAUUACUUUUGUUUGACUUUUAAGUUAAAAGUGUCAAUAAUGUUUUCAAUUUUAAUUGUCGACACUAAUUCCUAAUCAAUCAGGAUAGUCCGAGAAUUUACCAGAUUUUCGUAUAGUAGAUUUGCGAUAGUAGAUCUUAAAUAGGUACGUUUUAAUUUUUUUAAGCUACGAAAACGACGAACCAACGUCAAUCAGUUGAGCAAAUCAAUUGUAAAUAGAUUUUUAGAUAUUUUAACUUCAUAAAUUUAUCAGUACGAAGUCUAAUCUUCAAGCUAUUUGUUUAAAAUCUGUUUCUCAAACCUAAUAUAACACAAUUAAUUAUUUUAAAAUAACCGUUAAUUUUCCAGUACUCAACUGCGUGUCUUCAUCAUACAUUUCUUCAUCCAUAUUAACACUAGAUCAUUCACCACAAGUUUUAUUACUAGUAGUUUUGUAAAAAUGUGUUGUUUCUCUUAUUUUAUGUUUGGAAUUAGUGAAAUAGGAAAUAAAAAUGUUUAAAGAUAUAAGAUCACAUCAAAUCCUUAAACUUUGAUAAUAAGUUAAACAAAUUAAAUUAAAUAAAUAAAUAAAUAAAAAUAAAUAUUAAUUACCUAUAAAUGUUAAAAACAUUUUUCCAUUCUAGAAUAAAAUCUAAUUAGUAAACAUUUUUAUAACUUUUAGCUAGAAUUUUAAAUGAAAUCUUCUGUCCACACCAUUUUAUAUUUUUUGGAACAACGGUCAUUUUCAAAUGUUUUUAUAAUGCUAUUAAUUAAAUUUACUGACUUUCUCCAAGUUUUUUUUUUCUCAUGUAUUUGGGUACCUAUAUUAUAUUAAUAUUGUUUUGAAUUUUAUACAUUAUUAUACAAAAAAUUCGGAAAUUUUUUGUCCCACUUGCUUGUAAGACGGGGCAAAGGAUAAAAAUAAAAAAUAACGCACACAAAUCGUGACAUACUGGUUUCACUAAGAAUUGACGUGGGACGAGGGAUAAGUAUACUAAAAAUCGUGGAUAUCCUGGCAAAUCGGGACGUAUCCCUUAUUAUUGCCCUCCAGAAUGUUGUGAUUUUUUAAUUUUAUAAUAAAUGAUUUUACUCUAAAACCAAAAUUAAGCGAGUUCUACGCAGACUACGAAAGGUAGAUUUUGCUAUAUUGCUGUUGGUUGAACGAAAACAGCACAUACGGGGAUAGCGUCUUUUUAAAAGUGACAAUAAACAGAAAUAAUUUUAAGGGGUAUAAUAUGUAUUUACAAUAUUAAUGAAAAAAAAAAAAAAUUAUAUGAAGUUGAAACUGACAUAACAGGACAAGAUGAUACGUAUGCUGAAGGACUAACGUGCACAGGAAAUGCAACCGAUUGGGACAUAAAACUUGAUCCUUAUAGGAGAGAUGUACAAAAGAUACAUUCAGGUAAAUUGAAAUUGUAUAAUAUAAUUUUGUAUAAUUAUAAAUUAUAGUUUUGAUCAGUGGCGUAUUUAGAAUAUAUGUGCUCCGGGUCUAAAUAACUUUAUUGUCUGCCCCUCUCCUCCCACUUAUUUUCACCCACUAAUAUUUCAUAUGUUUCACUCAUAUCACAUUUAUCUCAAAACGAUUUGAUACGGUAUUCUGUUAUCACUUAUUACUUAUCACUUAGGGGUACUAAAUGUAGACCACUUAGUGUAGAAAAUAGUCUACACAAAAGGCGACCGUACUCGACAUAAAAUAAUUAUUCAUGGUCCUAUUAUACAACAGCGCUUACAACAAUUACUAAUAGGUAAUUGUGGAAUUAAUCAAUUUAUUAAUCAAUGAUAUUUUAAAUGUUCUACAUUUUGUGAUAAAAAAAAAAAUUAAUACAUCCAAUAAAACUGCCACCCCUAAAACUGUAAAAAUGUCCCCCCCCCUAAAUGCGUCACUGGUUUUGAUAUAAUAAAAAAUAUUAUGACAUUUUGCUACUCAUGAAAAUAUUAGGUAGCUUUAUUGUUUGUAUAGAUAAAUAAUCAUCGUUCCACGAUAAUUUUAAAUUUCGAUUUUAGAUUGUAUAACUAUACUAUUACCAGUUAAUUAUAAUGUUAUUCGAUAAUUUUUAAUAGAAUAUCACAUUUAGUAUACUCAUCGCAGCUGCUACGUGUGAAAUCGAAAAAAUAAUACAAAAACACAGUGUACAUUUUUCUCCGAAAAUAUCCGGUCAAAUAUAGGUUUUUCGAAAAAAUUAAUCGAUACCACCGGUAUUGGCCGAUAUCAAAUGUCAGUAUAUGUAUCGGCUCACUGUUAAUUAUAAAUACUAUGGAUUGCUUAUUGGUCGUUUUUUCGGCAGCGGAAAACAAAAAUCCCGCUAUAGAUAGCCAAAGGUCGAGUGCACUUGGCGAAACCGGUUCAUGUACCAUAUACCUGUUCGUAGCUACAAGGCUAUCGUAGCGUACAGUUCGAUUGAGCAUAACACGAAUUACUACUGAACAUAUAUCCGAUACUUUUUUAGCAACACGAUUGAGCAUAGAUGAUUAUAUGCGACGUUGCCUCGUUGUUGACAUUUUUAUAUUUUCACGUAUUGUUACACCAACUAUUGAUAGUAUCAAUUUGAUACCAAACUUAAACGAGUCGUGAACCGAGCCUAGUUUUAUCGAAAAAUGUUAUCGAUAUUGAUAAAUAUUAGAUUUAUCCGUAAUAUAUAGACCGUUAAAGAGGGCUAUAGAAAAUUAACUGUGAAAUCGUGUAAUUUUUUAAAUUUAUACUAUAUUUUGAAUUAUUAUAAUUAUUUAAUAAAUAUUUUUUUGUAUAAUACAGUUCAAAAUUGAAAAUGGCAACAUCAUAGAGUUCUUUUUAUGCUCAAUCGUAUAGGUUUUCUUUUGUAUUUAUGUAUCCUUUGAUAUGCCAACAAAUUUGCUUAAUCACUUCGUAAAAAAGAUGUUUUAUGCUCAAUCGUGUUGUAGCCGAUUAAAGAUAUUUUUAAUUUUGUAUGUUGUACAAACAUUUACAUAUUCAGUAUAAAUAUUUUUUAUCACUUUUGUUUUUAUUUUAUUGUUUGGUUUGUUUCAUUUUUGACUUUUUUUAUUUUUACCUUGUGUAAUCAUACUAUUUGCAAUAAUAAAAAACUAACACAAUAAAUAAUUAAAUAUUAAUACAAAUUUAAAACUAAUGAAAAUAGGUGAAGAUGAAAUAUUUUAUGCCGAGAGGGCCUAAAAUACAUCUGAUUUCAGAGGAAAAACUUUUUAGUUCAAUUGUUACCUUUAACAGAUUCCUAUAAAAAAAAAAAACUUGUGGUAGUUGUACUGCCCAAUAUUCUGGAACGAAUAUAGUUUAGCUAUUAAGCGAUUUUUUGGAAUUUUUUUUCCAAAAUGUGUGUUUUUACAUGUUUUAUUUGAUGGUAAUUUCAAAAAACUUCGCUCAAACUUCAUUUGGAAGUUAUGGUCAAAAAUCUUUAAAUGCUCGAUUUUUUUAAAAAUCGUGUUUUUGAGUAAAGAUACCAAAAAUUUAUAUUUUUGGAAUUAUUUUUUUAGAAAUAAUAUGCUUAACAUUUUGUAAAAUCAGAAUACACCUAUCGUAAAUUCUUUUUAUAUUAUUAAUAGUAAACCACGUAAAAACGAAUUAUAAUGUUAUUUCAAUCAUUUGCAUAUUAAAAUUGAUUUAUUGGACUUUUUUAUUUCAUUCAGUGUGUAAUAAAAUAAAGAAGUUUUUGGUUAAAUCAGAACUAUCUAAUACUUUUUGAUUUGAAAGAAAUAGUGGAAAAUGUAUCUUUUCUUAUGAAUACAUAAACAUCACAUUUUACCUUUGGAAAAAUAGUUUAUUUAAUACUAUUUUAUUUUAUUUUUAUUUACUGAGGUCAAAAUAAUUAAAAAAAAAAAUCCCCGAUGAGGGAGAGCUGAGGGGCAUGGUAAAGUUUAUACAACGAUUAUAACGUAAAAUUAUUGUUAUAAAUAUAUAACAAAAUAUUUAAUAAAGUUUUAAAAUUUACUAUUUUUCUAUGUGAAUACUUGGAAUAAUCUCAACAUUUCCAUACAUAUUCGUCAAUGCAAUUAACUUUAAAAUAUAACUUGAGACUUUAAGAGGAUGUCCAUGAACGCAUUUUAAUGUGUUAUGCUUAACAAUUAGCGUCCAAAAAUGUAAUUUUUUAAUUACCGUCAAAGAAAUAACCCCUUGGCGUUUACGUUCAAGGAGCACAUAAAUAUCAAAAAAAUAUUAGCUAGUUUUGAUAUCACUAAAAAUUUCUUUAUGUUAUUUCACGUCAAAUGAAAACAAAUUUCGAAAAAUCAAUUUUGAUUUACUUUAACAUGAAAAUAACUGAAAUAACAUUAUAAUUAGGUUUCACGUGGUUUAUUAAUUAUUAACAAUGACAUGCAAAUUAAGGUUCACUAAAAUGUUAAGCGUAUAACUUCUACUAUUUCUAAAAAAAAUAAAAAAAAUAUACAUUUUUGGUAUUUAAAAACUCAAAAACACGAUAUUUUAGAAAAAUUGAUCAUUUUGAAGUAUUUUGACUAUAAUUUCCAAAUGAAGUUUGAACGACUCUUUUUGAAAGUGUCAUAAAAUUAAGCAUGUGAAAAUACUUAUUUGAGAAAAAAAGUCCAAAAAAUCUUUUAGGAGCUAUAUAUGCCACACAAAAUAAAUACAACUAAAAGUAUCUAUAACCGUUACAAUUUAUAUUAAAAUAAAAUUUGUGUUCAAAUUCCAAUAUGUUUGUUAUUUCUACAAAUAAAACUAAAAGUACGUUAUAAAAAUUUCGGAGGCACAUUUGUAAUUCAGGGGACUCAAAGUGUGUCAGGGGACACAGUAUUUUAAAUUCCGUUAUGCCGGAAGACUAGUGUUGAUAAGUAAUGCAACUGAUUGGGAUAUAAACCCUAAUGGUUUUUGGACAGAUGAACAAAAGAUAUAUUCAAGCAUAUUAAAAUAUUAAUGUCACUCAAAUAUUAGGUACUUUUAUUCAAGGUAAUACAAAUCUGAAACGUAAUAUCUUGGAAUGCAACAAUAUCCGGAGUGUAUGAAUAUGAAUGUAAUAUUCCGGAACGUAAUAGUCCAGAAUACAAUUUCUCGGAUGGUAAAAAUAUGGUACGUAGGAUUCGGAAAAAAUAUAAAUGGUUUUUAAAAUAAAAAAUGUGUAACACUAGUCUAUGGUUAAUAGUAAUUUUUUUGAAGUGAAGCUUCUUCACGCGUGCUGGAUUAAAAUUUCAAGGCCAAACGAGACGAAAAUCGUCAGGGUCGGCUUCGAUCGUUGGUCGACAGUUAACCGACACGCGUCGUAAUCACGUCAUCAGUUGUUAACACACUCACACACACUAGAGACACUGGCAGGGAAUACAAUCAGAAAACCAUUCUGAUGAAUUUUUAAUAUAAUAUUUAAUGCAGGUCGAACGUCUCUUUCAGAAUAUUAUACCACUUUUAUAUCUAUGUACAAAAAUAUGUAAAAUAAAACUUUGUAUUUCGGAUCUAUUCACUAUAAUUCAAACUUGUAGGUUAUCUAACUACUUUUUGGACUGUUAAAAAGAAACAUGCAAAUGCAUAUAAAUCCGGGCCAAUAGUUAUAAUUAUUAUCCGUUAUUUUCUUAUCUAUAAAUUUGCUAUAGCCCACAGAAGUAUCACACUAAAAGCCAUUUUAUUUUAGAUUCUGAGUGGAGCGAAGAAGCUUAUGGUCUUUCAAAGAUGUUUAUUUUUUAUUAUUUUUUUUCUGUGAACAACUUUUUUACUAGCAAUUUUGCUUUAAUUCACAAUGAUAGCACUUUUUCUGAAAAGAAAUUUGAUUGGGAAGGUACUUUAGAGAAGUUACUUUUCAAUUUUCUCAGGAGUUUUCUUAACAAAUGUGAACAACCGGGAAAAAAUAUCGAAACAAAAAUAGAUUAAACAAAUAUUAUUAAAGAAAAUACAUUAUGCCUAUUUAAUUAUUUUACCAUAAUAUGAUUUGUAUAUCUUAUUAACAAAGAAUCAUUAUCAACUGAACUCUGUUUAGAAUCGUUUUUUCGUUAGCAAUGGUUUAUUCGUUGCUUACAGGUAUACAUUAAAUUAUCUCUAACAGAGGCUACACCCGAUCCCAUAAUCCUAGGACGUAUUAUUUUUACUGUCUAGUCACUAUUACACACUUAUCAUAGACCAUGAUUUAUUUUAUAAAAUAUUUAAGAAACAAGCUGCUCCACAAUAAUUUUAUAUUUAUGUUAUUUUUUGUAUACCCUUAUUUUUAAGGAUAAAACCAUUACUUACUUUUGAUUUUUAAGUAGCAAUCUAUAUUAAAAAGUCCAUAAAUAAAAGAAGUAUGAGUUAAAAUAAAUUUCAAUGUUGAAAUUUUUGAUUUCUGUAAAGUCAUUUACGAGAUAUUCCAUUUUUAAUUUUAGAUUGGAGGGGAGUAGUGGUGCAUUAUUAAUACGCCGCGCGCCGUACCGCCACACAAAUGGUACUCCACUACUCUCUUUCAACCCAAAAUUAAAAGUGGAAUAUCUUGUCAACAGAUUGACGGAAAUCAAAAAUGUGAACACUAAAAUUUAUUUUAACUAAUAUACUAUCCGUUAUUGGACGUUUUAGUAUAGGUUGCCAUUAGAAAACCAAAAGUAGGUAGUAGUUUUACUCUCAAAAAUAAGGGUGACAAAAAAUAACAUAAAUAUAAAAUUGUAGAGCAGCUUAUUUCUUAAAUUUUCUAGAAAACAAAUUUUGGAAAUUUUAAUACUUUCCGAGAUAAUGAGUAUACCCACUUAAAUAAAUCACAUGGUAUUUAUGAAUAUAGUCACAAAAUUUUUGUUCAAAACUAAGAGGAGUCUCUAAUCCUUAACCUUAUUUUCUAAUUUUAAUAAUUUUGUUUAAUGACUAAUGUCAUUAUGUCUAUUUGUAUUAGAUUUUAGUACAUUUCGAUAAAUUUCGUCGUACGUAUUAGUUUGCGCUAAAAUGUUAUAAUUUUCUACAAUAGAUAUGUAAGCUUUGUGUCUUUUUUGUUGGGUUUGUGUAACUACUAUUUCAAUAGUCUUAAGUACUAUGUCUUUGAAUUGCUCUUUAUAAGUGGUGCAAUUAAGAUGGUGCCUAAGGAGCCACAUUUUUUUAAAAAUCACUCCUUGGUUGCAUCACUGUAUUUAUUUAAUAAUUUGGUGGUCCGCUCUUGGUGGGGCUCAAACACUUUUAAGGUUUAUGGUGUAAUUGCACCAUUGGUCUGAACUAUAUUCAACUUAAAUGAAUAAUUUCAUAUUAUCUUUUCAAGUUAAUAUAUCGUCAUUUGGAAAUUCUCUCCCCAAAACAUUAUAAAGUAAAGGCAAGUUUUUAUUUGUAAUUAUUAUUAUUAUAUAGAAUUAAUAUAAUAAAAUAUGGAGUACUAAACAACACAAAUAAGUUUUACGUUAUCUCGGAUAACACAAUGCGUAGAUAUUAAACAUUACGUGGUUGAUAAAAUGUAUAUGAUAUAUAACCAUGCUGGUUAUAUCAAAUCGGCUGGUCUAGUUUAUGACCUUGGAUAAGUACGCCAGUAACCUACCGAACAUUACUACAAAACAUGACCUAUGUAGUUAAAAAGUGUUCUUAUCUACUAUACUGCUUCAUCUACUACAAACCCUGUGCAAACUAUUUUCGUACUUUUUUUUCCAAUUUUAUUAUGUCCGAAAAUUUUACUCUUAACUGUAUAUCCGGCUUAUGUUAUAUUUUAUCUCAUGACCACAAGAUUACUGGUGAACAACAGGGUAUCUACGAAAAGAAUGACCACAUUAGACACAAAAAAAGGUCUUGAUGGAAUGUGUACUGACCGUAUCAGCCCCCAAUAGUUUUUAAUGCAAGUAAAAUUUUUAAAAAGAUACAUUUUGAACAACGUUUUAUAUACAUAUUUAUAAUAUGAGGUCAUUUUAAAGUGUAUAAUGAACUAUGUUAACUUAUUUUAGAUUCUGUGCGGAGUGAGGAAUGUAUUAGUUUUACAAAAUAAUGUUUAUUUUUGUUUCCUGUAGACAAAUUUUCUACCAGUAAUUUUCCUCCGUAUUUCAAUUAUAGCAAUUAUUCUAAAAGGAAUCUGACUGGGGUAGUACUUAGGGUAAUCAUUUUUUGAUUUUUCUGGCUGUUUUUAUAAUAAAUGUGGAAAAACCGAGGAAAAAAUGUAGGAGAAACGGCAGUAUAGGUAUAAUAUUAUUAAACAAAUAUUAUUAAAGAAAAUAUAUAAUGCAUAAUAUUACAUGUGUAACAAUUUUAUCAUAAUAUGACCUAUAUAAUAUUGUAAACAAAGUAAAAUUAUUAGCCGAACUCUGCUCAGAAUCGUUUUUCGUUAGCAAUGAUUAAUCGCUACAGAUACACAUUGAAUUUCCACUCUACUUUCCCAACUUCUCAUUUACAACACAGACUCUUCCAUCUUGCGAAGUAUGUCCGUAUCUUUUUAUUCAUCAUUCUUUUUGCUAAUUAUUUUAAUGCAUUUCUAUUAGUAGGCACCUAACUAUAAUGUAUAUAGAUAAAAUAAAAUACAUUUUAAAGAAACGAGACAAGGAAAAUAACGUAUACCUAGUAAUAAAGGCAUUUUUCUAUUUUAGAUUUUGGUACAAAUGCCGAAGUAGGAAAUGGAAAAUCAGCUACGAAAAAAGGUUAGUGAUAUAGAUUAUUGUCAUUUUUAAAUAAUAUUGUUUCGUAUUUCUUUAUUCGAAUUGGAUUCGAAUUACGGUAUUUUUGUAUACGAAUUAAUAUAAUAUCAAAACACAAUAUAGUACUCCUGAAAACUCCACUAAUCAGUGUUACUAUCUAAAUAACCAAGGGAUGAAAAUCAUUAAAAACGUAGACAAGUUGCCGAGGACAGUUUAGGUUUUAAGGAAUUUUAGCUCUUGUGUGCACCCUGCGCUGUUCUAACAUGACCUACUCUAAAAUUCACAGUUUUAAUUUAAAAUUGUGGUUUUAAAGCAAGUUGUCAAUCACAGAAUUAAUCAAGUACAUAGGUAAGUAAGUGUAUAUGACGUGUCAGUCGUCUGGAGAGUACGUGAGGUUAUCUUAUAUAAAUCGUGUGCACAUUUAAACUUAUAAAUUAAAACUACACGAAAACGAAUUUUCUAAAAAUAUAACACAGUUAAUUUAUUAGACUCUCACCAAACAGGUCUUCAGGUCUUUGAAACUUAAAGCCCCGGAGAUGAGUGAAUUUUUAAAUAUAAUUUUCAUAUAAUAUCAUCAAUUAGUAUUAAUUCUGUUAAGUAUCAUAAACUAGAUACGCUGGGUAGUAAGUUUCUACCAUUGCGUUCAACGAUCACGUUGAGCGAUAACGUUCAGCAAUUUAUUCUUGCAAGCUUAUUGCAAUUACAGUGAAUAGCUAUAAUAGCCAUUUGAUAUAAAGCCAAUAGGAUAUAGAUAUGGUCCACAUCCAUGCUUAAUUAUAUUAUAGUUGUGUAUGUAUGUGUACUAUCAGGCGAAGGUCAGAAUGUUUUGACUUUUAGGUUCACGAUAUGAGGUUUACUGAUUUUUUGGAUUUUUCGGAUUCUUAUCUCGUGCAGAAGAACAUACUUGUGCCUUAUAAAUAAACAUAAUAAACAAUAUUCCUUUUAUAGAUUCGGGUACUUACAGAAAACGGGUAUUACAAUCUGUGCAUCUACAAAUAAUAGUUAGUAUAACAUUAUAUAAGAGAACAAUAAGUUCUUCAUGUCAGAGUAAUCUGUACAAUUUCUUUUUAAUAAUUUAGACGCGAAAACAUAGAAAAACUGUAAUUAUAUAUUUAUAUUCAACAAUAAUGAAGGACUGAAUUAUUGAGCAAAAGUUAUGUUUUUUUUUAAAUAAUUUAGUAUAGUUAUAAAUUCCUAACUGUAUAUAAUAAUAUUUUCAUAAAAAAUUAAAAAAUUUUGAAAAAAAAAAAAAAAUAUAACACAUAUAAAAAAAUAAAAAAACAAUAAAAAAAAAUGAUAUAGGCUAAAUUUUGAUAAUUUAAUGAUUCAUAGUCCAUAAAUUUCACAGGGUAGUUUUCUAAUAUUUAAGCAUCAAGUAUUGGUUUAAAAUUUUGACCAAAAAAAUAGCAGUCGAAAAAUUUUCGACAAUGGUAUGGACGAAAUAGGUUAUAGUUUAAGAUAUUUAAUGUGCUAAAAAGGUAAGCAAAAUAAUAGUGAUUAUUAUUAAUCUAUAAAGGGGAAAUAUAAAUAUUUUAUACUAUCAUAAAAAUGAUAAAGCCAUUACACUUGUACAGAUUUGAAUAAAAGAAGAAGAAGAAGAAGACGAAGACGAAGAAGAAACAAAAAACUCGCUAAAGAUUUAGUAAAGGUAUACGGUUAGUAAUUAAAUUCAAUGAUAUAGAGAGUAUGAGUAAAGGUAUGAGUAAAUUAAUAUAUAUUUAACAUUAUAAAAUAUUUAAUUUUUAAUUUUAAAAUUCAAAUAAAACUAAUUUGAUGUUAAUUUUUAAUCCAUGAACAUCAGCGUGAAAAGGAAGUACAUGAUAAAAACAUAAUAAUUGCACAAUUUUGAUGAUUUUAUGAUUUUUAAACUGUCGAUAUUUAGUGUUUAACUUUGUAAUAUUCAAAAAAUUAGUUUCUGGCGAUAAUUAUCAUCAAAAUAAAGGCAGUCUAAAACCAGCAAAAAUAGUACGUCCUCAUUAUUCUAUGUUCAUAUUAAUAUGGUUUACAUUAAUGAAUAUUUAAAAAAUAUUGUCUUUAAAUAUUGGGCAGAGCAACUGUUGAUGCUAUUUGUGUCAAUGGUACCUAAAAGCGUUCAUUUUUUAAAUUUAUUAGUUUUCUAUGUUCCAGUUUGGAGGAAACCCAGUCAUUUAUAAUGUUUAUAGAUUUUGGGAAAAAAGUAAUCAAAGUGGUAACAGUUAAUAUCAUGAUUAAUUUAAAUCAUGAUUGAUUAUCAUCAUAUUACUCUGGUAAAAUAAACGUUCUUUUAAAAUAUCAUUACAAUUAUUUAAAUAUUUUAUUUGUACAUAUUUUAAAAAAAAAGAUAGGUCAUGAAAGUCUGGCAAAAGUGAAUAGUUAGUAAAGAAACUCAAUGUUCUAUGUUACAUUAGUAAAUGUUCAAUAUAUUUGCAAAAUUUUAAUUUUUUUAAGUAAUUUUUGAUAGUUAUUAAAUAAAUAAUUUUACUAAAUUUUUGUUAAAGUUUACCCCGUCAAAAACCAAGAACCAGCCAAAUUUUGUUGAUUUUAAAACUUACUAUAUUCACUGAGUAAUUUUCUAUUUUCCAAAUAUAUUUUCAGUCGAUGAAAAAAAAAGUAGUUUUAUCCCCUCAUGAUCAUAGUAAGUCCAUUUUGGAUAUAGUUUAAUUCGAUUUCAUAUGAUUUAAUUAGCUGUAUCAACUAGGUUCGCUUGUGAGCUGUUAUGUACUCAAAUAUUUAAUAUUACUUUUAUAUUUCGCUUAUGUGAGAAGUAACACGUUAGCUAAAUAAUGUUGUAAAAACAAUAAUUUAAAAAACUAAAUACUUUUUAAUAAUAUUUAAUAUAAUUGUAUAGUUGUUGCCUGCAACUUUGUUUGCGUAAUCACUAUUUUUGUUUAAUGAUUUGCGUGACAUUCAUUGUAAAAUCCGGAAAAUGAGGGUGAAAUAAUUUAAGUUGUUAUUUACAAGAGGAUGUUUAUUUAUGUUUUUUUCAUAGUUAUAUUAAUUCUAGCUAAUCUAAUCCAGGAUUGCUAGUGUAUUUUUAAAACCUUACCUAAUCAACCAGAAAUUAAAGUUUUAGUAUUUCAAAGAAAAAGUGAUAUGUUUGAGACAACCAUAAUCGGAGACAUGUUGAGAUAAAAUAUAGCUUACAUUAUUCAGCGAUAAUAAUGCAAAAAUAAAAAUGUAAGAUAAUAGGGACGGGUAGGUGAGGUGUAGGUGGGAAGUUGAGAAGGUAGGAUAUAGACGGGAAUUUAAUAUGUAUCUGUAAGCAACGAUAAACCAUUGCUUAUGAAAAAACGAUUCUGAGCGGAGUUCAAUUGAUAGUGAUGCUUUGUUACCAAUAUAUAAUAUAUCAUUAUGUAGUAAAAUAAUUAAAUAGGCUUUACAUAUUUUCUUUAGUAAAAUUUGUUUAAUGUUGUACACAUUUUCCGAAAUUUCCUACGUUUUUCUUGGUUUUCCCAUGUUUUAUCCCAGUUUUUUACACUUGCUGGGAAAACUCUUGAGAAAAUCGAAAACUUACUUUCUUCAAGUACCUUCCCAUGCCGAUUUCCUGUCAGAAAAGAUGUUAAUCGUAGAAAUCCGAGCAAAUCUUCUGGUUGAGCACAUAUAAAAAAAAAUUUGGUGAAUUUUGGUGUCAAAUUUCCCAAUUUGUAUCUAUAACAUUAAAUAAAACUACAAAAUUAAAAUUGUAUUAAAAUAUACAAUUUCGAAAAUAUUUAUGCAUUUAGAUUUUCAUACAUAUUUUAACGAACUGAGAAUAUCCUGUGGUGAAAAAUGUUUUCCUACUCGGGAAUAUCACACCGAUUGAUCCAUUUCAUGUUUUCUUGUAUAAAUAUGUUCAAAUAAAUUAAAAGUAUUACAAUAUCUUCUCUUAUAUUUCGACGAUGACAUUACAUAUUUCAUUAAAUCAAAAACUGAAAGUGAUGUAAUUAUAGAAAAAUUAUAUAACUACUAUUAUAACUAAUUUUACUAUAAUAGAAUUAUAGUAAAAUAGAAGUAAUUAAUAUUGCAUAUAAUUUUAAUUGUUUUGAUUGAUUUAUAAAAACAAUCAACAGAAACAAAUUCAAUUGUAAUAUCGAAUUUGAAUGCAUAAAAGUCACACAAUGAUGACGUACUAUAAGCAUAUUAAAUACAUUAUCUAAUAUUUUUUAUGUAAAUCGAUUGUUCAAUCGAAAUAAUGCUUUAGAUCCUAAUCUGGAAAUAAUUUAAAAAAAAUAAUAAAUUCCAAAGCUCAAUCAAAAAUCAUUGCCUUCUAUAAUUAUGAAAUAAAUAAAAGAGUCAACAAUUAAACGAUGUUUUUAUAAAACAAUACUUAUGUCCAAUAAGUAGUGAAUACAUUAAAAUAAAAAAUUAUUUUAUAUUUGUUAAAAUUCAGUUCUUGCAAAACUAAACAAAAAUAAUGGAUGAAGAAAUAAGAAAUAAUAUUAAGUUAUAUAUAAAUUAUAUAUAUAGUAAUAUGAUCUCCUGCCGUUCAUAACGUGAAAGUGGAAAUGACGAAUAUUUUUUAUUCUUGUUUUAGAACCAGGCAAAAGUGCAGAAUUUAAUAUAGAAAUAACAACACCUGGACCCUACAGUACGUCUAUUAAACAAAUAUUUAAUAAUUAUUGA